This is a messenger RNA of Fulvia fulva, 1812 nucleotides long. RefSeq names its product Lariat debranching enzyme. NCBI's taxonomy places the organism in Eukaryota, Fungi, Ascomycota, Dothideomycetes, Mycosphaerellales, Mycosphaerellaceae. Gene Ontology annotation, biological process: mRNA splicing, via spliceosome. Bases 1 to 1812 code for a protein of 603 amino acids. Gene Ontology annotation, cellular component: nucleus. The record is from RefSeq and is a predicted model, not a curated record. Gene Ontology annotation, molecular function: RNA lariat debranching enzyme activity. The transcript has a single exon.
AUGUCCAUACACCUCGAAGAACAGCAAGGCAUCCGCCUCGCCAUCGAAGGCUGCGGCCACGGCACGCUCCACGCCAUCUACGCCUCCAUCACAGAAGCCUGCAAACAAAAGCAAUGGCCCGGCGUCGACCUUCUCAUCAUCGGCGGCGACUUCCAAUCAGUCCGCAAUGCCUUCGACCUCAACUGCGUCUCAAUGCCGGCCAAGUACCGCGAAAUGUGUGACUUUCACGAAUACUACUCUGGCCAGCGGACUGCACCCUACUUGACGAUCUUCGUGGGAGGCAACCACGAAGCAUCGAAUUACCUCUUUGAGUUGUAUUACGGUGGAUGGGUCGUGCCGAAUAUCUACUACAUGGGCGCUGCCAACGUCCUCCGACUGGGCGACUUGCGCAUCGCGGGGUUGAGUGGGAUCUGGAAAGGUUUCGAUUACCGCAAACCGCAUUUCGAAAGGUUACCGUAUAAUGAGAGUGAUGUGAAGAGUAUCUACCACGUGCGCGAGAUGGAUGUGAGGAAGUUACUGCAGGUGCGCACGCAGGUUGAUGUGGGGAUCAGUCAUGAUUGGCCGCAGGGCGUGGAGUGGAAGGGGAAUUGGAGGCAGUUGUUUAGGUUCAAGAAGCAUUUUGAGGAGGAUGCGAGGAGUGGUAGGUUGGGGAGUGUGGCGGCUAAGCAGGUGCUGGAGAGGCUGAGGCCGAGGUUUUGGUUUAGUGCGCAUUUGCAUUGUAAGUUUGCCGCGAAGGUGGCGCAUGAAGGACGGCAGGAGGGGAGGAAAGAGGGGACGGCGGGCAAUGGGGCGACAAAGGGAGCGAAGAAUGGGGAUGAGAUUGAGCUUGAUGAUGAUCUGAAUGGUGGUGCGGUGGCGGAGCCUAUGAAGAACGCAGAUGAGAUUGACCUCGAUAUGGAUGACGACGAUGAUACUCCAGCGACAAGCGAAGUCAAGCAGGGGUUGAGCACAACUCCAGCGGCUGCCGUGACAACUGCGCCCGCAAAUGCUGACGAGAUGGACCUGGAACUCGACAAGGACGAGGCGCCGAGCGCUGUCCCAACCACAGCCACCACAUCACAGACCAACAACAACGUCCAAUCCAGUACUGCAAUAUCCGAGCCAUCCAAUACACUCGCAGACGCUCGUGCGGCUCUUCCAGCAGCUUUCGCACCAAGAAAGGCGCCCGAGCCUAUCGAGCAUCCUCCUGAGAUCACCAACCAAGAAACCAGCUUCCUCGCGCUCGACAAGUGUCUACCAAAUCGACACUUUCUGCAGCUACUUUCUGUUCCGACCACUCCAGAAAUCGACCAGCGCCGCCCGCUCAAACUCGAAUACGACCGCGAAUGGCUCGCCAUAACCCGAGCCUUCGCACUCAGCGAACCCACUCCCUUCGGCGACUCAGACGCUCGAGUCCCUCAAGCCAAAGCCCAAUCAGAAUACCACUCCCUCAUCCAAGAACAAAGCAAAUGGAUAGACGAGCACCUCAGCGACUCUGAUCUCACCAUCCCAGAGAAUUUCCAGAUCCUGGCACCAGUGUACGACGGCGGCAAUUUCCAGCAUCCGCAGUAUCAGCAGGUGCGAGAGUACCCCAACCCGCAGACGGCGCAGUUCUGUCAGAUGUUGCAGAUUCUUAACACGCAUGAGAUUGGUGAGGAUGAAAUUAAUGAGAGGCUUGCUGUGGGUCCUAGGCCGGAGCCGGAGAUGCAUAUGCAGGGUGGCUUUAGGGGUAGGGGAGGGUUUGAUCGAGGGAGGGGGAGGGGUGGAAGAGGGGCAAGAGGCGGGAGGGGGAGAGGUGGUGGGAGGGGUAGGGGACGAGGGAGGGGAGGAUGA